AUGUAAUUAUAAUAAAAAGCAAAGAUGAAUUUACAAAUAAGGUCAAUGGAUAGAACAUCAGUAUGGGAAAAAAAAUAAUAAACUCGACUCUAAAAGAAAUAAAUUCAUUAAUUGGUUCUACUUUAGUAGAGGAAUUUAGAAAUGAUAAUGAAAAUGAUUUCAAUCCAAAUAUAAUUGUUGGAAAUGGAUAAAGUUUACCCAAGAAGAGCAAAAAAAUUAAUAAAUGCAGAUAAUAUUGUAAUUUUUUAUCAGAAUUAUUGCAGAGCAGAAUUUGCUUGCAAACUUUUAAAGCUUGGGAAAUAUUUGUAGACUAAAAUAUUUAUAUUAAUAAGUAAUCAUAUGACUUGGUCUACAACACCUUUGAAUGAUAGAAAAAAAGAUGAAACUGAGAUGAGAUAAUCGAUGGGAGGAAAAAAGAUGAUUAACCAUUUUUGA
Messenger RNA from Paramecium sonneborni, 435 nucleotides. The record is from the annotation of a GenBank genome assembly. NCBI's taxonomy places the organism in Eukaryota, Ciliophora, Oligohymenophorea, Peniculida, Parameciidae.